Durusdinium trenchii is the source of this 570-nucleotide messenger RNA. NCBI's taxonomy places the organism in Eukaryota, Dinophyceae, Suessiales, Symbiodiniaceae. The record is from the annotation of a GenBank genome assembly.
AUGGAGCCCAUUUUUUCUUCCACAACGCACACGUCCGUGACCGACCGCACGGGAGCACCCGCGAAGAAACACCGCGACACGGGCGGCUCAACACCGGUGUGGGCAGCUAUCGAAGCUCGCACGAGUUCCCAACGCCAGCAGCCAACGUGUGUUGCUACGAUGUACCGUGUGGCAGGCCUGCUUUUGAUCUGGCUGGCAGGUGCCGAGGAGACAGAGGAUUGCGCCAUGACCCAGUUGCGUAAGGUGAACGAGCACCAUCAGGCGGACUCGGAGGAGACGACCGAUGAGAGGAGCCAGUCGGCCAAUCCCUUCCAAAACAUGUGUCCAACUCCCUGCGUGAAGGAUGAGGCCAUGAAGACAUGCAAGCAGAACAAGGGAUACAGCUUCAAAACUGAUACGUGCAGCUUCAAAUGCAACGGGAAAGGCCAGGUGCAGAAUUGGAAGGGUCCCACCCUGGCGACGCUGGUGAAGAAUCCCUGCAAGGACACCACCAAUGGACCAGCGGCCUUUUGCAAGAAGAAUCCCAGCGAGCUGCUAAGCCGCGAAACGAAGAAGAGAAGAAAUGGAUAG